Ascochyta rabiei is the source of this 192-nucleotide messenger RNA. RefSeq lists its product as uncharacterized. Lineage: Eukaryota; Fungi; Ascomycota; Dothideomycetes; Pleosporales; Didymellaceae. The transcript has a single exon. The record is from RefSeq and is a predicted model, not a curated record. Bases 1 to 192 code for a protein of 63 amino acids.
AUGGUGUUGUACGUUAUCUCUAGAGUUAAUGCGAGUGCUAUAAGUCUCCUCACUGUCCUCCUUGUCACCCAACGCGUUACUAAGGCCCUGUUUACUUUUGCCGAUUUGUGCGCCAAUACGGUAAAAACUCGAUUCUCUGGCUGCAAGCUAACAGCGGGUAGUUUAGUAGGGCCGAGGUGGAGUAGAUGUUGA